Messenger RNA from Lobosporangium transversale, 1097 nucleotides. RefSeq names its product WD40-repeat-containing domain protein. Gene Ontology annotation, molecular function: protein binding. Gene Ontology annotation, biological process: mRNA export from nucleus. The coding region runs from base 17 to 988 and encodes 323 amino acids. The record is from RefSeq and is a predicted model, not a curated record. The transcript has 6 exons. Lineage: Eukaryota; Fungi; Mortierellomycota; Mortierellomycetes; Mortierellales; Mortierellaceae. Gene Ontology annotation, cellular component: THO complex part of transcription export complex.
ACAACACAUUCCAGACAUGCCAUACCAACAGACACAACAAGUGAAGCAGACAAUUGCAAGCUUUCCUCAGAAAAAAUCACGCGAAUAUCGGGCCCAUAAGGCUAAUGUUCAUACAGUAGGAUGGAACUGUGAUGGCAGGAAAUUGGCGUCUGGAUCUGUUGAUAAAACUGCGCGUGUCUGGGCACCGGAGAGGACUGCUGAUCCUAGGAGCUCACAAGAACUACGUGGACAUACUGACAGUGUAGAUCAAUUGCGGUGGGAUCCCACACAUCCGGAUCAUCUCGCUACUGCCAGCUGUGAUAAAACUGUCCGCAUCUGGGACGCAAGAUCUGCAAAAAGCAUUCAUAAAAUCGAUACAACCGGUCAAAAUAUCAACAUUAGCUGGUCACCGGACGGUCAAAGCAUUGCAGUAGGAAACAAAGAGGACCUCAUCUCUUUUAUUGAUACACGCACGUUCAAAGUUCAGAAGGAAGUCCCCUUCAGAGUCGAAGUCAACGAGAUCAGUUGGAACCCUGCAGGCGAUCUAUUCUUAUUAACCACUGGGCAAGGAUCUAUCAAAGUCUUCAGUUACCCAGCCAUGGAAGAGGUCUAUGCAUUAGAGGCUCAUACCGCUAACUGCUAUUGUCUAGAAUUUGAUCCCCGUGGUCGAUAUCUCGCCACAGGGAGCGCAGAUGCUUUGGUCAACCUUUGGGACCUUGAAGAUUACAUUUGCGUACGAACAUUUGGGCAGUUACACUGGCCUAUCCGUACAAUAAGUUUUAGCUUUGAUGGCGAGUUCAUCGCAUCUGCCUCUGAAGAUUUUGCGAUUGAUAUUUCACAUGUAGAGACGGGUGAAUCUGUACAUACUGUCACUUGUUUUGCAGCCAUGAAUACAGUAGCCUGGCAUCCAAGUAAAUACCUCCUUGCUUAUGCUGGUGAUGAACAAGAGAUGAGGAAUGGAAACUCAACCAUGAUUGGAAACCUUAGAAUCUUUGGUUUCUCAACUUAAUGAGGCAUUAGAAUAAAUCCCUGUACAACAAUGACAUGAAGCUAUUUUUAUUAUUAAUAUGGCUGGACAUUAAAUCGAUACAUUUGUUCAUUACUCCCUACGGGCAAAC